UCCCUCUUCUUCUCCCUGCACCCCACGAGCCGCAGCUGGAGAUUUCCUGAGAGAUUCCGGAGCCACCGCUGCUGUCCUCGCCGGCGCUUACGCCCUCGUCUUCUACUUUGAUAACCUCACUCGGAGAAACCUCAUCCAACAGUGGACAGUCAAUCUAUAUAAAUUUCGUCUGAUUGCAUGUUGAGCAAAAUUCUUGCUGUUUGCAUAACGGAAUAGCUGAAUGGAUUUGAAAAUGUUGAAUGUUGUUCACUGAUCAGUAUCAGAGUCCAAAGAUAAAAUAAGAUACGGAAAGUAUAUUGUUAAAGUACAACAUAUAUACUGUAGUCAGUAAUUAAUAACUAAAAGUACAGUACUACGUUGUACAAAAUUUCAACAGCCUAACUGUCAUGUGUAAUUGGGGAAAAUUGGUUUUUGUCUUGAAUGAGAGCUUUGAUCUUCUGCAGAGUAAAUUUUCUCAUGAUGUACGGUGACAGGGUGUGCAUUAACACAGAAUAAUAACAACUUAAUAUUUAAAUGGAUUUGAAAAGGAAAAUGAUAAACUACACCUAGCCACCCGUGGCUUCUCCACGGUGGCCGCCAUGGCCGCCACCAGAUUUCAACCAUUUUUAUAUUAAUUUUUAUUAAUAUAUUAUAUUAAUAUUUAUUAUUAUUAUCAAGCAUCUUAAAACCUAAUCUCAAGCUCAUCUUACGACUAUCCUCCACAAACAUUUCUCCCAUACAGUGUGGGUGGAGGAGUACGAUUAGUACAUGAUGUGGUGUUUGGUUAUAGCUAGACAUUUGCUUUGAAAUUUGAACCUGAUGCAAGGUGGAUGUUUAUUAUAAACUGAACUUAGUUGGUCCUAUGUCCUAUGACAUGAAUAUGGAAGGAAAAAUUUAUUUUCUGCUAAAAUAAAAUAAGUAAAUGGAAAAAAUGGCUAAGGUUGCAGGGGGAUUAAUGAAUUGAGAGUGACAGUGUACGCAGUCCAAGUUUUUGGAAACAAUCGCGCUGGGUGAAACUGUAUUUACUUGUUAAUGCCGUACAUUCUGCGGAAAAGAUACGUGUUCAUAUAGCGAAGUAAAUCUUAAUCAAGUCAAAAUCAAGAGAUCCAAAGGUUCUUUCAAGAGAUUAACUUCUCUUUCUACUGAUUGAGACAGAGUUUAAGCAGAAAGAUGGUCCAUGUAUUGUCUGGUCUGCUUUUCAUGGUUUCUUGGCCGAUUUUCAGCACCUCAACUGAGGCUCGCUACUUUGCUUCUUUUGUUCCUCUCGUUAAUUGCUUGAGGCUUGUCGUCCAUGGCCUCUCACUGGCUUCUGAUGAAAAGCUCAUAAAAUCGGUUACUCGAGAAGGAAAGCCAGAGGAGUUGCUUCGAGGUCCUUUGUACUAUGUCCUGGUAUUGAUAGUAUGUGUUCUUGUCUUUUGGCGCGACUCUCCAGUUGGACUGAUCUCACUUGCAAUGAUGUGCGGUGGUGAUGGUGUUGCUGAUAUCAUAGGCAGAAGAUUUGGGUCGAUGAAGCUUCCUUAUAAUCAACAGAAGAGUUGGGCGGGUAGCAUAUCCAUGUUUGGUUGUGGAUUCCUGAUUUCCAUCGGGAUGCUGUAUUACUAUUCAGUUCUGGGAUAUUUCCAAUUGGAUUGGGGAACAACAGUGCAAAAAGUGGCUCUAGUAUCCUUGGUUGCAACAGUGGUGGAGUCCCUUUCAACCACAGAUGUAGUAGAUGACAACAUAUCAGUUCCUUUAGCAAGCAUGGCAGUAGCAUUUUUCAGUUUUGGUUAUUAGCUCGCAAUCGCAGCACCCUUUUUUCUCCCUUCUAUAAAUUGCCAUACUAAUAAUAGUAGUGGCCUGAUAAUGAAUAGUGAUGUUAUUGACAUCCUGACAAGUGAGGGAGUGAUGUAUCUUUCAAUAUCCCUGAAAUCCCAGCAAAUUAAUUAUCAUCGCAA
Molecule: messenger RNA, 1913 nt
Organism: Carya illinoinensis
Lineage: Eukaryota; Viridiplantae; Streptophyta; Magnoliopsida; Fagales; Juglandaceae
Product: probable phytol kinase 1, chloroplastic
Exons: 6
Coding region: 1150-1752 (200 amino acids)
Biological process (GO): vitamin E biosynthetic process
Cellular component (GO): chloroplast
Molecular function (GO): phytol kinase activity
Source: RefSeq, a predicted model, not a curated record